AUCCAUAUUGGACGCCAGACCCUUAACAACAACCAUCUGACCUAAUGGAAAAACCCAAGAGGAAUUACAAGAAAAACCCCUCAAGAAGAGAGAGUCGUCUUCAAAAAGUCUGCCCAACAAAGUCGUCCUCCAGGAUUAAAACUGUGACCCAGGAUUCAAAUCGUGACCCAGGUUUAAACCGAAGAGAAAAAUUUGUGCCUGAUUGAGCCUCUACACUUCUCCAUGCCUCCACACCAGUGAACGGAGAGGAUUCAGAACUAGUGGAAAGAACAGUCCAUCGACAAGAAAAUGCCAAAACACGAGCCUCUGACACCUAAAGCCAUUGCCAAUCGAAUCAAAGCUAAAGGUCUACAAAAAUUGCGAUGGUACUGCCAGAUGUGUCAAAAACAAUGCAGAGAUGAGAACGGCUUUAAAUGUCAUACAACUUCAGAAUCUCAUCAGCGACAGUUACUACUAUUUGCUGAAAAUCCUUAUAAAUACAUAGACAGAUUUUCAAAAGAGUUUUUAGACACAUUUAUUGAAUUACUCAGUAGAAGAUUUGGUACUAAAAGAGUACAUGCAAAUCAGGUAUAUCAGGAAUAUAUUUCAGACCGACAUCAUCUUCACAUGAAUGCUACAAGAUGGGAAACAUUAACAGAUUUUGUUAAAUGGCUAGGAAGAGAAGGACAUUGCGUAGUUGAUUAUACUGAUAAAGGAUGGUUUAUUAGCUACAUAGAUCGAGAUCCUGAAACAAUAAGAAGACAAGAAGCUUUAGCAAAAAAAGAAAAAAUGAAUUUAGAUGAUGAAGAGAGGAUAGCAAAAUUUAUAGAAAAGCAGAUAGAGAGAGAUAAAGGGAGCACGAAAGAUGAUGAUGAUGAUGCUAGUUAUUCUGAGCUAAAGAGAGAUAGCGAAGGAGAGAAAGUGGCAUUUUCAUUAACUGAAAAAAUUAAAGAAAAGACAAUACCCAAGGCAAAACCGCUUAGUAAGUUAAUAUCAAAACCAUCGUCAUCUAAUAAUAAUAAUGAUGAACAAAACAAACAGAGUAAUGAGGCAAAAAAGCGAAAGAAUGUCUUGGAUGAAAUUAUUGAAGAACAAGAAAAAAGAAAAGAAAAAAUUAAUAGAAAAGAUCACUGGCUUGCACCAGGAAUUAUUGUAAAAGUGAUAACAAAGAAAAUGUCAGAUAAAUACUACAAAAAGAAAGGUGUCAUAACAGACAUAAAAAAUCAAUAUGUGGGUAUAGUUAAAAUGUUAGAUGGAGGAGAUGUUUUAAAAUUGGAUCAAGUGCACUUAGAAACUGUAAUUCCAGCAUUUGGAAAACAAGUUUUAAUACUGAACGGAGCAUACAGAGGAUGCGAAGGAAUACUUCAGAGUAUUCAGCAAGAUAAAUUUUGUGCUACUAUAAAAAUUUCAUCCGGACCCUCGAGAGGCAGAGUCGUUGAAGGAAUUGCAUACGAAGACUUUUCGAAGUUACAUACUUCAUAACAUUUACUUUUACGUACGUAGGAAUAUUGUAAAUACGACAUUAGGGAAGAACGAAUUCCAAAUUAUUAUGUGGUAUUUUUUUUUUCUCCAUUUUGUAAUAUUUUCUAAAAAUAAAUUAUUAUUUUAUCA
Centruroides sculpturatus (bark scorpion) is the source of this 1590-nucleotide messenger RNA. It is a transcript of the gene kin17, whose product is annotated as DNA/RNA-binding protein KIN17-like. NCBI's taxonomy places the organism in Eukaryota, Metazoa, Arthropoda, Arachnida, Scorpiones, Buthidae. The record is from RefSeq and is a predicted model, not a curated record. The transcript is spliced from 12 exons. Bases 289 to 1461 code for a protein of 390 amino acids. Gene Ontology annotation, biological process: DNA replication; DNA damage response. Gene Ontology annotation, cellular component: nucleus. Gene Ontology annotation, molecular function: double-stranded DNA binding.